AUGGAACACACUAAGCGAACCAGAAAUAGUGGAGCUUGUUGCCGGGAUGAGUCCAAAAUGGUAAGAUGCGCGGUUACCGCAUUGGAGAAGAUGAGGGAUUACUUGUUCGAAACAUCUGUAUGUCAAGAUGCAGAAAAUUCGAGCACUCCAGGGGACUACGGUUGCGUGACUGGCUGCAAUAAAUACACAACCCAGGAAUGUCCAUUUCGAGGAACCGGAAUGCCACCUAAUCUAAUGCGGACAUUCUGUGUGAAUAAGAAGAAGUUGGCGAUCGGCCGGUUGGGCCCGAACAUGAUUCGACUUCUGCCCGGCCAAGUUGGGGUAGCCGGUGACCGUGCCACGUUCCACCUGGGUCAUCUGGGCAGAAAAAAGGCAUCUACUGUCAAGACCACUACAACUGAGAACAAUGGCCAAUCCGUUGCGCCGACAACCGUCGUUGUCGACCGACCGACUGCCACAAAGUACAUCAACACUCAGCGCAAGAGGACAAUGCAAGUGUUGCCAGCGGUUCCGGUGUCCGCCAAUAAUCUGGCAGUCGGCCCAGUCACUGGGUUACCUGUGGACGACAAGGAGCACGUUUUUGUUUUGCGUCUAUCGAAGGCGUACGAAAACCCCGCCGACGUAGCCUGCUUGCAAGUUGAAAUGCGUCUGCCUAACGCCCCGCCAGAUAUAAAGCGCACGGAUGCCGAGACGCAGUUUUUGAAUGAUGACGUAACGACCACCGUCGUGAUCACUGGUGGAAAGAAGAAGUCAAGAAAAGGUUCGAAGAAAGGAUCGAGAACAGCAUCAAAAAAGGGGAAAAAAUGA
Molecule: messenger RNA, 807 nt
Organism: Macrosiphum euphorbiae (potato aphid)
Lineage: Eukaryota; Metazoa; Arthropoda; Insecta; Hemiptera; Aphididae
Source: the annotation of a GenBank genome assembly